UAUGUCUCGCCACAUCAUAUGUGGCGUUUAACACAAAAUAGAAAAAUAAAAAUAUUAAACUUGACGACUAUGUUUUCCAACAUAGCUUCCGUUUGUUUUAAACGGGGCUCCAGAAAUAAUACAUAGAUGCAUUUUAUGAACAGGUGAAACGGGUCCAGCAUGUUAGCCCUCAAGACACGGGGCUCGAAGCUCACAAAGUAACAAAAGACACGGCAACAAUUUCAAGACUCGAGAUAAAAGUGACAAAAGAAACUUGAAAAAUGAGGCGGAAAAUUAUCAUAAAAGCCUGUCAUCCUACGAAAACAGAAAAAAAUAGUAGGCCUAUGAUUAUCGGCGAGAAGUGCCGUUGUAAAAACUGCCCCGUUCAUGCCAAACGAAUUCCUAAGAAGAUAAGCUUUCGGAUCGUUAGAGAUACCAUUGUACCAGAGCCACCGACGCAUCCGUACAAAGAUUGGGUCCCGGACGCUUGUUGCUGCAAGGGGACCGGCGGCUGCUACGGUAAAAAACCCGAAGCCGAGACCAAGGAAAAGGCCAAGCACGAGACGGACGAUGAUUCUUCGGAUUUCGAGUCAGAUUCUUCCGAAGACGAUGACGGCCUUUUCCCGUUUAACGUGAUUUCAAAGACAGAGUAUAACAAUUGGAUAGCAUCUUUGAAUUCGGCAAAUGGAGUGCUCUGCCAGUGGCCCAAAUACUGCCAGGCGUCCUGCUUCGACCACCCGCAGUCUUUAAGGGGGAUCAAACCGCUCGACCACAGCUACAAACCGCCGAUGGCUGUCUUAGAUCAAGAUCCCCUUGUUAAGAAAAAAGUCAAGAGGGAAUGCAGGCCAUGUUGACUUGAACGAGUCGCCUUAAAAGAUCACAUGCCACUUAAACAAUUCUGAUUUCGCCGGGUUAGAUUUAAAAUAACGGAAGCCAUAUUUUUCAAAG
Cimex lectularius (bed bug) is the source of this 927-nucleotide messenger RNA. RefSeq lists its product as uncharacterized. Bases 261 to 833 code for a protein of 190 amino acids. NCBI's taxonomy places the organism in Eukaryota, Metazoa, Arthropoda, Insecta, Hemiptera, Cimicidae. The transcript is spliced from 3 exons. The record is from RefSeq and is a predicted model, not a curated record.